Messenger RNA from Perkinsus marinus ATCC 50983, 908 nucleotides. Its product is annotated as NADPH--cytochrome P450, putative. Lineage: Eukaryota; Perkinsozoa; Perkinsida; Perkinsidae. The record is from RefSeq and is a predicted model, not a curated record. Gene Ontology annotation, molecular function: sulfite reductase (NADPH) activity; FMN binding; flavin adenine dinucleotide binding. The transcript has a single exon. Gene Ontology annotation, cellular component: cytosol. The annotation marks the transcript as partial.
UUAUCAUCACUUCUGCACUGCUGCCAAGAGAAUUGACGAUAUCUUCGCUCAGAUGGGCGGUCAAAGGACAGUUGCCAUUGGUCUCGGUAACGAUCAGGAUGAGGACAAGUAUGAGACUGCCUUUGAGGAUUGGAUGCCGAGUUAUUGGAAGUCUGUGAAUGCCCCUGAGCCUGUUGAUGACGGGUCCAUUCCCGACUCUCAGUUCGAGGUUCGUGAGCUUGACUCUGAUGAAGUCGUGGUUGCUCCUUAUGAGAGGAUCAUGCCUCCUCAAACUAUUCAGCUUGGUUUGAAGAAGAACGAUCGUCUCACUCCCAGCGACUACGAGAGGGAUAUUCGUCAUUUGCGCUUCGAAUUGGAGGAUGGUCAGGAUCUUCCCUAUCUUCUUGGUGAUGUCCUCAACAUCCACCCCAUGAACGAGGCUGGCAGAGUUAGUGCUUUCCUUCAGUCUUAUGGUCUCAACCCCUCGGAGAUGGUUAAGAUCACUCCUGUAUCCGAGAACAUCGAUGCCCGCAAGCGCGCUGCUUCUCUCCGUCCCCGUACUAUCUCCCAGCUCUUCGAGGAGUCUUUGGACAUCUUCGGUCGCCCCAACAGGGCUUUCUACAAGACUCUGUCCAAGUUCGCUGAGGAUCCCAAGGAAAAGGCCGAGCUGGCGUUGAUCGGCAACCCCGAUGAUACCAAGGGUCGUGAUAUGUACACCAAGCUGGCUGGUGAGACUGUGACCUUCGCUGAUAUCCUCAAUAAGUACACCAGUGCUCGUCCUUCUCUUGAUCAGUUGAUCACUCUCAUCCCUUGCACUAAGCCUAGGCUCUAUUCCAUUGCUAGUUCCCCGAGGUUCGUUGGUCCUAAGGCCAUCGAGCUUGCUGUUGUGAUUGUUAACUGGACUACUGCCUCUGGUGUCCGAAGAACUG